AUGAGAAUGGCUCACGAACUGUUGCCCUUUCUCGACAAGGAGGAACAAACGGCCGAGGCAAAGAGUAAAGAGCCGAAAGACUUCGAGGCUUUCAUGAACGAGGAACGCAUUGCGAUCGCCAACAAUGUCGCGCCUGCGGACGAGGCUUACUCCCAACUUCAUCAGAAAUCUCCACCGCUUACAACCCUCCGUCCUACGCACAUCAAAACUUCAAGAUGCGGUUUCUCCGCUCCGGGUUGA
Letharia columbiana is the source of this 240-nucleotide messenger RNA. RefSeq lists its product as uncharacterized. NCBI's taxonomy places the organism in Eukaryota, Fungi, Ascomycota, Lecanoromycetes, Lecanorales, Parmeliaceae. The transcript has a single exon. The record is from RefSeq and is a predicted model, not a curated record. Bases 1 to 240 code for a protein of 79 amino acids.